Molecule: messenger RNA, 1514 nt
Organism: Aethina tumida (small hive beetle)
Lineage: Eukaryota; Metazoa; Arthropoda; Insecta; Coleoptera; Nitidulidae
Gene: Sobp
Product: sine oculis-binding protein homolog B
Exons: 4
Coding region: 141-1409 (422 amino acids)
Biological process (GO): animal organ development
Cellular component (GO): nucleus
Source: RefSeq, a predicted model, not a curated record
AAUGAGUAUUGCGGACGUCUCAGUGCGACCGAAAAAUUCAGCUAGAGCUUGUAUUUUUAGUGAAAUAAGUUUCGACGCGAACGUAAAUCGGCCUAUGUUAAAAAUCGUUCACGUUUGUGCUCAAUUCGGACUCGAUAUUAAUGGAUAAAGGUGCACAGAAUGAGGUUUCAAUUACGAAAAUCACGAUUAAAAAGGAGAACUUAAAUGACGACAUUAAGGAAUUUGCUGAAACAGCAAUGAAUGAGUUAUUGGGUUGGUACGGUUACGAGAAUCGCUCGGAAGAAUCCAGGAAAUCUCGAAGAUGUAGAUCUCACUCCGGUAGUAACUGUUCUGAACCAACCUCUCCAAAAUAUUCUGAUGGUUGCCCCUGGUGUGGAAAACCGGUAGAAGAGAGUGCUGGACCGACCUCCACAAUGGCAAACUUCUGUUCCGAAUUAUGUUUUUCACAAUCAAGACGAGCUAAUUUUAAGAAAAAUAAAACCUGCGACUGGUGCCAUCACGUGAGAAAUACAAUAUCUUACGUAGAUUUUCAGGAUGGUGCUUCUCAGUUACAAUUUUGCUCCGACAAAUGUCUGAACCAAUACAAAAUGCACAUCUUCUGUAGGGAAACGCGCGCACACUUAGAAUUACAUCCACAUUUGUACGUGGACGAUGCGAGCAGCGGAACAUUGAUAACGCCCGAUUUAUGGAUGAAGAACUGCAAAUCACCACCGCGACGGACCCCUUCGCCACCACCGUCCCCGCAAAUAGACACGACCGUUCAGUCGUUGCCCGUUCCAUUAAUAUCCGUCGCCCAUCCCUCCAAACUUAUGACGCCCGGCGUGCCGGAAAGUAAACGCAGUAGGUUUAAGUUGCAAAAAAAGACAAGGAAACGCGUUUCGUCCACGUUGACCAACAACUACGGCAAACUCGGCGAAGGACCUCAAGACUUAAGGGUUAGGCAUACAUCGACAGACACCGAAUCUUCCUCCACACUAGUAAACCACACAUCACCAGAAAAUGCAAAAGCCCAAGACAAGUUUCCAACCAGAUUCCAAAAUAACGCGACUGCUGAACCGCAAAUUCUCAAUUCACCCCCUUUGGUCUCCAAUCAAGCGUUGUUAGGAAAACCUUUGGAAAGUUUACUGCCACCACCAACCGUAUUGGUGCCCUAUCCUAUUAUACUUCCAAUCCCGAUUCCCAUACCCAUACCAUUACCAAUUCUACAGAAAAAUGACAAAGUCAAGGUGGACGCAUCUAGUCAAACAGAAGAUGUCACAGAAGUUACAGUGAAUUCUAGUCAAGAGUCUUCAGAUAAGGAGCUUGUAGUAAAGAAUAAUAUUGGCAGACCAUUACGUAAAAGAAAAAAAUUAAACGAUGACAAGUCGAAAGUCAGUAAAUAUAAAAAGGUGGUCACAAAAUUAAAUUGAUGUCUAUAUACCGUAUUUAUUUAUUUUUUAUUAUUUUAUAUUGUCAACUAUAUGGCGCAAAUUUUGUAUUAUUUAUAUUGAGUUUUAUUAUAUUGUUAUAGACUA